Corythoichthys intestinalis (scribbled pipefish) is the source of this 3282-nucleotide messenger RNA. Its product is annotated as core histone macro-H2A.1. The transcript is spliced from 10 exons. NCBI's taxonomy places the organism in Eukaryota, Metazoa, Chordata, Actinopteri, Syngnathiformes, Syngnathidae. Gene Ontology annotation, molecular function: protein heterodimerization activity; structural constituent of chromatin; DNA binding. Gene Ontology annotation, biological process: heterochromatin formation. The record is from RefSeq and is a predicted model, not a curated record. The coding region runs from base 379 to 1482 and encodes 367 amino acids. Gene Ontology annotation, cellular component: nucleosome; chromatin.
CGGCACUCUGAUUGGCUCGUUAUGUGUCAGCUGACCAGAACUGUACUCAGAAGUUAAGCGCAGCUGUUAUUGUUUCGUCGACAUACCUGUGGUAAAAACGGAAAAAAACGGUGUAGCUGUUUUUGGGUGGUGUUUGAUGUCCACACAAGCCAUCCGUGCCACCGGGCAGGUCGAGCCGGCUGCUCCCCCGCUGAGUGGCGUCGUUGGGCGGCUGGCAGCUCUUGGCUGGUCUCGCUGUGGAUUGUGGGAGUCGACGGAGCGAGCCACAGCAACAGCGAGCGUGAACCAACCGAGCUUUCCCCUCUCACUCCCCGGGAGACAUUUAACGACAUUGUCGCGGUAUUGUAGUCCACGUGUAGCAGCGGCCCAUUGUGCACCAUGUCGAGUCGAGGAGGUAAGAAGAAGCUGACUAAGACGUCACGCUCUACCAAGGCGGGCGUCAUCUUCCCAGUGGGCCGCAUGCUGCGUUACAUCAAGCGCGGCCUGCCUAAGUACCGCAUUGGAGUGGGUGCACCCGUUUACCUGGCGGCUGUUUUGGAGUACCUUACGGCUGAGAUUCUGGAGUUGGCGGGCAACGCGGCCCGAGACAACAAGAAGGGUCGCGUCACGCCACGACACAUCCUGCUCGCCAUUGCCAACGACGAGGAACUCAACCAGCUUCUAAAAGGCGUGACCAUCGCAGCGGGUGGCGUCCUGCCCAACAUUCAUCCCGAGCUCCUGGCUAAGAAGCGGGGCGCCAAAGGCAAGCUGGAGACGCCCCUCUCGCCCGCCCCGGAGAAGAAAGCCAAACCGGCCAAGAAGCCGGCGAGCAAGAAGAUGAGCGGCAAGAAAGGAGCGGCUGGCAAGGCCAAGAAAGCGGGCGAGGCCAGCAAGACGGCGUCUGCCGAUAGCACCACCGAGGGCUCGCCGGCGGGCAGCUUCACCGUGCUCUCCACUAAAAGCCUCUUCCUAGGUCAAAAAUUGCAAGUUAUCCAAGCCGACAUUUCCGUCGUGGAGAGCGACGCGGUCGUUCACCCGACCAACUCGGCCCUCUAUACGGGCGGUGAAGUAGGUUCUGCCCUGGAAAAGAAAGGCGGCAAGGAGUUAGCUGAAGCGGUGCUGGAGAUGAAGAAAAAGAAUGGACCGCUGGAUGUGGCAGGAGCGGUGUUAACUGCCGGCUUCGGCCUUCCCGCCAAGUAUGUCAUCCACUGUAACAGUCCGGCGUGGGGCUCGGACAAGUGCGAGGAGAUGCUGGAAAAGACUGUGAAGAAUUGCCUGGCUCUGGCCGAUGAGAAGAAACUUAAGUCGGUUGCAUUCCCGUCGAUCGGGAGCGGAAGGAACGGCUUUCCGAAGCAGACGGCGGCCCAGGUGAUCCUGAAGGCCAUCUCCAGCUACUUCGUGGCCACCAUGUCAUCCAGCAUCAAGACGGUUUACUUCGUGCUGUUCGACAGCGAGAGCAUCGGCAUCUACGUGCAGGAAAUGGCCAAACUGGAGGGCAGUUAGAAGCCGCGCCCAUCACUUGGUUUCAUCGCUAGACGAAUCUUUCUAAACGGCCGGGAACCUGUUUUUGCAUUACGUUUGUAUUCUUUCCUAUCUGGUUUUUCGGUUUCCUAAAAAUUGGUUUUCCAAACCUAGUCGUACACUGAGCUGACCUUUUAAUGCUAACAGUGGCGAAUAAAUGAGAUGGUUUAAUUUUCUGUAAAGAAAAAAAGAAACGGGUAUAUGCAUGUUAACAGCAGUAUUGGUAGUUCAAAAAACAAAACAAAAGCUCUUUUCACUGAGUUUUCAUCUCGAUAGCGCUCUCGUGUUUUUACGCGUUGCUUUUUUCCGUCGAGAAAACUCAUUGGCUGCAACUGACAGUGCUAGAGGUCUCAAAAUGGAUUGGAUGUCUAUCACAGUCAAUGGCAGCCAGUGAAAAGUUUUCUUAUUUUUAUGUGUUGUGUAUUGUGUUUGUUUGUGCUUUACAGUUCAAAAAAAGGGUGCAAUUACAGUAAAAUUAAUCUCACUCUCCCCCUAAUAAUUAUGUUUAUCGCCAUUUAAAGACGAACGUGAAUUUAGUUUUUAUUUAAUUUUUUGCAAGGCACUGCUGGUUUCUCAAGGUGUGCUUCUAUCGAUGUUACUAGAUGGGGUAUUUGUGGAAAAGUUCUAGUUGAAAGUAACAUAGCGAAUUAUGUUGUAUUUUUAAUUUGCACAUCUUCGAAAUGCACUGUUUAAUUUGGAUGCCAACGUUGGCGCACAUUGUUAUUUGUGUGUGUUUCGUCCUCAUUUAGACGUACAAAAAAAUAGUAAAAAAAAAAAAAAAAACAAGAAAAUGAAUUCAGGAUGACGGAGGUAAAACUGUUGGUGCCGCUAGGUGGCGCACUUUUAUCAGGAAUGAUCCAGCCCUCCUCACCUCACUUAUGAUUUGGUUUGGAAGAGUUCAAAGAAUUUUCGACUUUCUUAUGAUUAUUCAGAGGAAAAAUGCUUUCUAAAGAAUUACUAUUUGCUGACUACAUACACACACAAAAAAAUCUGUACACACUCAGAUAAUAAAAAUGCAAAUAUUGAAGAGUUUUGGUGUUAAUUCUUUUAUUGUAAGAACGGUUUAGGUAAUGCAAGCCACCUCCGUGAAGUUGGCCCCCCAUCAGACGCAAAUUCUUGUAAAAAUGAUGUUACUACGUUUCUGCUUUAAAAAGUUUCGUUUGUUCUGCUAUUGUUUUUAAAGGGAACCUCAGACUUAAAGACUUGUCGGCUCUACACUGCUGGCCAAAAGUAUUGGCACCCCUGCAAUUCUGUCAGAUAAUGCUCAAUUUCGCAGGUACAAAUGCUGUGGUAGUAAUAUCUUUAUUUAGCUUGCAACGAAAAACAGAAUGAAUUGCGUGUUGUUGUUGUUGUUUUUUUUUAUCAUUAUUAUUUUACUCAAUACUCCAAAAAUUGGCCAGACAAAAGUAUUGGCACCCUCAGCCCAAUACUUGGUAGCACAACCUUUAGACAAAAUAACUGAACAACCGCUUCCGGUAUCCAUCAAUGCGUUUCUUACAAUGAUCUGCUGGAAUUUUAGACCAUUCUUCUUUGGCCAACUGCUCCAGGUCUCUGAGAUUUGAAGGGGUGCCUUCUCCAAACUGCCAUUUUCAAAUCUCUUCAGAGGUGUUCUUUGGGAUUCAGGUCUGGACUCAUUUCUGGCCAAUUUAGAAGUCUCCAGUGCUUUCUCUUAAACCAUUUUCUAGUGCUUUUUGAAGUUUGUUUUGGGUCAUUGUCCUGCUGGAAGACCCAUGACCUCUGAGGGAGACCCAGCUUUCUCACACUGGGCCCUACAUUAUGCUG